Cladophialophora yegresii CBS 114405 is the source of this 864-nucleotide messenger RNA. RefSeq lists its product as uncharacterized. The transcript has 5 exons. Gene Ontology annotation, molecular function: oxidoreductase activity. Bases 1 to 864 code for a protein of 287 amino acids. The record is from RefSeq and is a predicted model, not a curated record. Lineage: Eukaryota; Fungi; Ascomycota; Eurotiomycetes; Chaetothyriales; Herpotrichiellaceae.
AUGGAACAAUCCAGACCUGAAAGGGGCCUGCGAGGGAGAGUCGCCAUCGUUACCGGGGCAGGAUCAUUAGGAGCCGGCAUCGGAAACGGGCGAGCCGCAGCAAUCUUGCUGGCCGAGGAUGGCUGUUCAGUUGUCUGUGUCGACUUGAAUCUGGAUCUCGCUCAGAAGACUGUGCACAUGAUCCGAGAUGAAGUCCAGGGUUCGGCCAUUGCGUUCGCAGCAGAUGUCACCAAAGAAGAGGAAUGUCGAAACGUUGUGCGCGCAUGCAUUGAGCAAUACGGCCGACUGGAUAUCCUCGUCAAUAACGUGGGGAUCAAUGGACCCAUAGGCACGACGACGGAAGUUGACAUUGCGGCGUUCUACAAGGGGCUGGAAGUCAACGUGGGAUCGAUGAUCCUCAUGGCCAAAUAUGCCAUCCCCCAGAUGUGCAAAAAUCCCGGACAGUGGGCUGGAAGUAUCGUGAAUCUUGGAAGCACGGCGUCCUUGAAGGGUGGUCACCCGGCGAUCUUCUAUCCUACAUCCAAAGGAGCCAUCCCCAACCUCACUCGUGCAAUGGCUACACAUCACGGGAAAGAUCGCAUCAGAGUGAACUGUGUCUGUCCAGGAAUGGUGUUCACGCCCAUGGUAGACAUCAAAGGUGGCAUGUCAAUGGCGGAAAGACAAGCCCGGGCCUCACGAAGCAUUUUGAAAACCGAGGGUUCUGGUUGGGAUAUUGGCGCAGCCGUGCGGUUCCUGUCGUCGGACUGUGCCCGCUGGAUCACGGGGGCAAUACUCCCGGUUGAUGCUGGAGCCACAGCGGCUCUGGGUCUCGGUAUUCCCAGCCUUCAUGACGGGCUACGCGGGACAGUGGGUGCUAAAUUAUGA